AUAUUAGUAAACUUGAGAGUUAGUAAAAGAUAUAUAUAACGUUGGUGUUUAUUUUUUUAAUUUUAUCGAUCAUAAUGAAUUUAUUUCAAUUAUAUAAAAUAUGAAAAAAUUUAGUCCAAAUAAUCAAAUAGAAUUUUGUAAACCACCUGUUCCUAAAGCACGUCCACCCCUAAGAAGUGAAUGUAAUGUAAGUGAAGAAAUCAAUUCUUUUAAAAAUUCUAAAAAUUUAUUGGUAAAUAUGUACAAAACUAAGCAACAAAAUCAAGAAUUUCGUAGUGUUUCUGAUUUUCAAUAUACUGAUGAUGAUGAUGAUGAUGAUGAUGAUGAUGAUAAUGAUGAUAAUGAUGAUAAUGAUGAUAAGGUUGAUGAUGAUAUUGAAAAAAAUAAUUAUACAUUUUUAAAUAACUCAAAAGAUAUACCAGAAUAUUUCAAUACUUCACAUAAUGCAAAUCAAUCUUUUAAUAUUACUCCACAAAAUUCUCCUUCUACAACAAUAUAUAGACGAAAUUAUCAUAAAUUAAAUGCAUGUUCUAAUAUCGAUAAAGAUUCUUUCUCUCAUAAAGAACAAAAGCAAAUUAUAGAAGGGUUUUUUUCAAAUUGUUUCAAAUUGCUUUUGGGUACUAUUUUAUGCUUUUUAUUUCUUUUUAUGCUCUUAAAUAUUCAAACAAAAUCUCAUAAAAAUCCAGAAACAAUUAUUGAAACAAAAAAAGUAAAUUUAAUUGAAAUGAAUAACAUAUUAGAUAAAUCAAUACAAAUAAUUCAGACACGAUUUCAUAAUCAAAAAUCCAACAUUUGGAAUGAUAUAUCAGCUGGAAUAUAUGAUGUAGUUUUAUUUCCAUUAAAACCUUCAAUUAUUAUUUUGUUUGGAAAUGAAACUAGUACUUUGAAUUGCUUAGCUCAAUUACUUGGACAAUUGAGUGGCAAAAUUUUAGGUAGUAAUGAUUAUUUAAUAUUAACAGCAAAAGAUUUUCCAAAUGAUGUUGGACAAACUAUUCAUAAUUUGAAAAUUCAAAUCAUACAAAAAAAGGCAGUAAUAGUACAAGAUUUAUUAAGCAUAAAUACUGAGGCAUUAAAAGCUUUUCAUAACUUUUGUGAUAGAGAAAAACCUUUAGUUGAACAUGCUAUAUACAUAAUAACAGUAAUUGUUGAUGGAUAUAAAUCAUCUCAAAUGGAAUUAGAAUUUAUUGAAAAGCAAAUAUUUACAAGAUUAUCAAAAUAUAUGGAUAAAGAUAUUUUAGAUCCAUUAAUAACUAGACUUACAGAUGGAAUAAUUGUACCAAUACGUUCAGAAUCAAAUAUAAAUUUCAAUUAUGCAGAUUGUUCUAUUUAAAUAAAUUAUAAUUUCCUACCAGUAUAAUAUGUAAUAUAUAAUAUAAUUACUAUAUUGUAAUAAUAAAUA
Messenger RNA from Apis laboriosa (Himalayan honeybee), 1399 nucleotides. RefSeq lists its product as uncharacterized. NCBI's taxonomy places the organism in Eukaryota, Metazoa, Arthropoda, Insecta, Hymenoptera, Apidae. Bases 101 to 1330 code for a protein of 409 amino acids. Gene Ontology annotation, cellular component: membrane. The transcript has 3 exons. The record is from RefSeq and is a predicted model, not a curated record. Gene Ontology annotation, molecular function: ATPase activator activity. Gene Ontology annotation, biological process: membrane organization.